This is a messenger RNA of Neurospora hispaniola, 1533 nucleotides long. Its product is annotated as endochitinase 1 precursor. NCBI's taxonomy places the organism in Eukaryota, Fungi, Ascomycota, Sordariomycetes, Sordariales, Sordariaceae. The record is from RefSeq and is a predicted model, not a curated record. Gene Ontology annotation, molecular function: chitin binding; chitinase activity. Gene Ontology annotation, cellular component: extracellular region. The transcript is spliced from 2 exons. The coding region runs from base 1 to 1533 and encodes 510 amino acids. Gene Ontology annotation, biological process: chitin catabolic process; carbohydrate metabolic process.
AUGCCAUCCUCAUCAAGCCCGAGUAAUAGAUCCGUUGUGAAGCCCGCCGCUUUGUUCCUUAUAAGUCUUGUCGUCCUCCUCUUCUUUUCUACGAUACCCUCUCACACUUUUAAUUCUACCUUGUUGAGCCAGCUCUACUCUGGUCAUCAGCAUCCUACAGCAACAAUCGCAACUACAGCUACAGUCGCCUUUACGGACUCGGUCACGACCACCAUCACUUCUGUUGACAAAGGACCAACACCAUCCUCCGUCACAUCCACCACACCAGCCACAACAGAAACAAGUACUACUACAACCGAACAACAACCAACACUAACGUCACCAACCAUGGGAGGCGGUCCAGACACCACCGGCUACCGCACCGUAGCCUACUUCGUCAACUGGGCCAUCUACGGCCGCAAGCACCGGCCGCAAGACUUGCCCGCCGAGAAGCUGACGCACAUUCUCUACGCCUUCGCCAACGUGCGCCCGGAUUCGGGCGAGGUCUACCUGACGGACCAGUGGGCGGACACGGACAUCCACUGGGAAGGAGACAGCUGGAACGACACCGGCACGAACCUGUACGGGUGCCUGAAGCAGCUGAACCUGCUCAAGCGCCGCAACCGCAACCUCAAGGUGCUGCUGUCAAUUGGCGGGUGGACAUACAGCAGCAACUUCAAGGAGCCGGCGAGUAAAGAAGAGGGGAGGAGGAGGUUUGCUGAAAGUGCUGUUGAACUUGUCAAAAACCUCGGCUUCGACGGCCUCGAUAUCGACUGGGAAUACCCGCAAAACGCCCAAGAAGCCUCCGACUUUGUCUCUCUGCUCUCAGCCUGCCGCUCCGCCCUCGACGCCUACGCCUCCACCGUCCCUGGGAAUCCUCACUUUGAGAUGAGUGUCGCCUGCCCGGCCGGCCCGCAGAACUACGAGAAGAUGGACUUGCCAGGAAUGGACCGGUACCUCGACUUCUGGAACCUAAUGGCGUACGACUACGCCGGCUCGUGGGAUCAGGUGGCGGGUCACCAGGCCAAUCUAUUCCAUUGCAACAGCAACCCGGCUGCCACGCCCUUCAGUACCCAGCGCGCCGUCGAGUACUACUUGUCGACAGGCGUGGCGGCCGACAAGAUCGUUUUGGGCAUGCCGCUGUACGGGCGCGCGUUUCAGGGCACCGAAGGAUUGGGGCAGCCGUAUAGUGGUGUUGGUGAGGGGACGUGGGAGAAUGGCGUGCAUGAUUACAAGAAGCUGCCGUUGGAGGGAGCCGAGGAACGCGUCGAUUACGAAUCUGGUGCUACGUAUUGCUACCAUCCGGGAACCAAGACGCUGGUCAGCUAUGAUACGCCUGGCAUGGCGAGGAUGAAGGCUGAGUAUAUCCGGGAGAGAGGCCUUGGUGGUGCCAUGUGGUGGGAAAGCAGUGCUGAUAAGGAAGGCCCUGAUAGCUUGAUUGGUACCGUCGUCAAGGGUUUGGGCGGCCUCCCGGCGUUGCGUUGGGACGGCAACUGCAUCGACUACCCGAACACCAAGUAUGACAACUUGAGGGCUGGGUUUCCGGGAAAUUAG